AGAGGGAGGAAACGUCCCGGGAGGCUGAAAUGAGAUGUGCCGUAGAGACCCCCGGGGAAAUUCUACUCCUUCGCGAUAUAAUGAUGAAAAUAGUGUCACUUUAUUGUUAAUUCAACUACGUUUGUACAAUAUCGAUGAAUUGAUACGAAAAGUAAUUAAAAAAAAAUUGAUAUAUAUAUGCAAAUUUUAGACUAUAAAAAUAAAGGAUUUUCUGUUGAGUAAAUUUGCAGACACCAUACGUCGUUUGAGUCUGCCCUGGAAAACAAAACCUUCGAUCAUUUGAAAAACCAAUAAAUCUUAUACGUUGUCCGAUAACUAUACCCACACCAAUUGAAAUAUGUAUUGAAUUUGAAACUCACUCAAUAUACCUGUACAUUUUUAAAAAUAAACAACGAGAUCAGAAUAAGAAUUGAGAAAGAAUAAAGAAGAGAAAAAAAAAUUGGUGUGACGAUGUGUUUCAGGCUCUAUAAUUUGUAAAAGUGCUUUACAUAUAGGGACGCGCUAUGCUCGGUGAACUAGAAGUGGGAAAAGUAUGAAAAUUGAAGAACGUAAUUUUCUGAAUGCAAUUCGAGCGAGCCAGUGCUUAUUUUUGGCUGUAUGCAUAUCACGAGGAGCCGCUGAAAUCACCUUAUCCGAACCUACGCUACAAACAGAAUCCGCGGUAACACCGACUACUAGACCCGGGCAAACUGCUUUCAUUACAGAAUGGCGAUGGAUUUCCGAAGAAAGAUACAGCACCGUUGAAUCUUGGAGCCCGGAGUCACGGCUCGACCAUGCUUUCUUUUCGCAUAAGGGUGAACAGUGGCUGUACGGAGGGCAUAUCAACGCCAAAGAUUAUUACGAUCUCUGGUUGGCAAGUGGAAAUGAACCUUGGACAAGAAUACCACUUCCUUCAGGCCUUAUUCAAGCUGGACCACCAAAACGAGCCGCUCUCUGUGUAGUCGGUGGUAUUCUGGCUUUAUAUCCUCUCGCGGGAGACACCGUCUGGCUUUUAGACGUUGACGACAACGUAUGGACGGCUUUCGUGUGCUUUGGUAGCUCGGUAGUCGCGGCAAAUGGAACCACGAAAAAUUACUGCCCAGGAAAUCCAGGAGAAAACGCAAUAUCGUGGUGCGAUGCGGGAGAGGGUCGUCUCUUCGUUUACUCGGGAAACGUUACUUGGUCAUUCAGUUUGUCGUCACCCCACUGGCUGAGCCAUGUCAUCCCUCAAUCGGAAGCCUCCCGUUUAUCUCGUUGCGGUUCAACGAUUCAGGCGGGUCUGGCAGAGAGUGAAAAGUCAGGGUUGUAUCUUCUUUGUGCCGAGGAUGAUUUUGGGGUCAGAAACGUUCUGAGACUGAAAGUAAAUCAGAAUAAGGGAGUCGAGGUCAACGAUUUGGGGAGCCUCGCUCUACCUCAAGGUAACGUGUCGAGUCUGGGAAUGACCGUUGCUAUUUGCGACGAAAUCGUUGCUCUGGUUCUUGCGCAAGAAGAUAAUCUUCCGGUUUGGGUUAUCGACAACGAGACCGGAUUCCUCGUGAAAACCGGAAACUCUUGGGUGGGACAAGCGCUAAAAUGGAUGCACAUAUAUUCGGCUGUGGAUUACACGGUGACUUGUGGGGGGAAUACUUACAGGCUGAGAAACCCUCGAAUACAACCGGAAGUGACUGAGCCUGCAAGAAGGAGAAAAUAUUGGCCGAGCAGAAGAGGGAGCUUUCAGAUGAGUCUUAUAGAGCUCGGUGAGCUUAUAAAGGUCGACCAGGAUGGGCUACAUCUGUAUCACCGUCGAACGGCAACCGAGGCUUUGUUAUUUUUCGCGCUGAGCCUUCUCAUGUUCUUAACUUUUGGCGUCGCUUGGUUUUUCAAAAGGUGCGUGACCAUCCCCACGGUUCCGAGAGGUUGGCCCGGAAGUUGGGGAAGGCCAACGGGUUUGGGGGGUGUUCGAGAUUGCACGCCAACGGCACGCUACACCCCAAUACCUCGAGGAGAAAUUGGAUUGACCACUUGAUAGCAGUUCACAAAUUCUCUGCCAAGUUAUUCCCGGUAUAAAUGUUUGUAUAAAGUGUCGUUAUUAGAUGGAAUAAUAGAUAUGGUACAUAAUUAUGUAUAUUUGUGGAAUUUGUUUCUAUGGACGUAACCAUAUAAUUAACGAUAAUUAACGAGAGUGUGAAUAUUUGUCAAAUACCAUGAAAAAUGCGGGACAUUUAUUGUACUACAGGACAUGAUUUCUUUAUGGUAUUCUAUCUUGACACAUUGCAUAUGACGCAUAUCAACGUAAAAUGAAUGAAAAAGUCUCCUUAUUUUUUACCUGCAUCACAACAAAGGUAUGUUGAAAUUGCGAUAAAAAUUCAUGAGUAAUGUAUGUCGUAUUGUAAGAA
Messenger RNA from Athalia rosae (coleseed sawfly), 2354 nucleotides. RefSeq lists its product as uncharacterized. Lineage: Eukaryota; Metazoa; Arthropoda; Insecta; Hymenoptera; Athaliidae. Gene Ontology annotation, molecular function: protein binding. The coding region runs from base 533 to 1984 and encodes 483 amino acids. The record is from RefSeq and is a predicted model, not a curated record. The transcript is spliced from 6 exons.